AUGGUGCUACCAGGGGAGAUGAACGUGCGGUCUGAGACCGUACAAAAGGCAAGGCAGUUACUAAGCACUUUUCGGAAGAAAAAUGAGCAAAGAUUUAAGUUUGAAUAUAUUAUUGGCGAAGGGUCCCAUGGAUUCACAACGAGAUUUAAAGCCAGGAUUAUGGAGGUUGAUGAAUCUGGUCCACCAUUAUCAGUGCCCAAAAUAGAGAGAUUUGUGAUGAAGAGAUCCAUCUUGGCGCAUGAAGAACACCUAAUCCAGCGAGAAAUUGAUGUUCUAGGGGCACUCCAAGAUUCGGAACACAUUCAACAGCUUUACUGGAUUAAAGGGGAACCAAGGGCCAGUUACAUAUCCUACGUAAAGGGACCAUCAUUGUUAACACACUGGGUCGAGAAUGGUACACUUUUGGAUAUGAUACAAGAUAGGUUGCCUGAAUGGAAUGGACCCUUGCCUAAUCGAUUACUUUGGGGAGUUUUCUUCUGUUUGGUUCGAAUGCUAGUCGCGAUGGCUUGGGACGGUGAGGAACGUCCGCCGCGAGAUUCCUCAGGCCAACCCCUUCCAGAAACAGGCAGAGUUCAUGGGGAUUUUCAAAGUGGGAAUAUUUUGAUAGGGGAUUUUGACCCCGACGAACAUUCCCUUUUCCCUGGACUCGUUCUCUUUGACUUCGGAAGUUCUAAUGAGCUUAGUGAUGGUAAACCUCCGAGCACAGCAUCCAAAACAAACAUAUUUAACGCCGGCAGGGUUAUGAUCGAAUUAAUAGGGGGUACUGUUAAAUGUAGCGGAAAGAUGAAAAUAGAUACGGAAGCAGGAGAAGAAACUAUACAAUCGUACGCACGAGACUUAGAUGGUUUAAAUUCGGUAUAUAAAGUUCCAACUGCUAUUGCUAACCGCCAAAAACAGAAAUUGGCCAACUUGGACCCGGAUCUUAGGAGCCUUAUUGCGCGAUGUUUAGCGAAUGACAUUAAGAAGCGGCCAAAUCUCGAAGAUCUCUACGACGAAGUUGAAAGAAAUGUUGAGGAAAAGCAGCAAAAGGACUAUGCUGGCAAGGCAUCUCACAAAAAUGAAUCUAACGGUGGGGUACGCAAUGUCGCGAAAGAACUCAUGGUGCUCCAAGAUAUUAAAUCAUCCCUAUCAGCGUUACAAAUAAAUAAGUAGUUGGGUACCUGGACAGUAUAGCAUAGACACACCACUGUAUUACUUAGCCACCCAAUGAGUAUUACGUAUAAAAUAUAGAAGAAGUGGAC
Hypoxylon trugodes is the source of this 1241-nucleotide messenger RNA. RefSeq names its product kinase-like domain-containing protein. NCBI's taxonomy places the organism in Eukaryota, Fungi, Ascomycota, Sordariomycetes, Xylariales, Hypoxylaceae. The transcript has 5 exons. The record is from RefSeq and is a predicted model, not a curated record. The coding region runs from base 1 to 1152 and encodes 383 amino acids. Gene Ontology annotation, molecular function: ATP binding; protein kinase activity. Gene Ontology annotation, biological process: protein phosphorylation.